AUGGGUGGCGAUUGCGGUGCCCCGAUUGUUGUGUUCUGUGACACCUUGAUACAACAAGUUGCUGCGACAAACUUCAACACCUGCAUCUCUGAAUUGAAACUGAACAAUCAAAGCACAUAUGGAGGUCUCGAUAACAAUAGGCAGAGUGUUCCGAUGGCAAAUGCGACAGCAAUCACAUACGAAUUGUGCAGGGUCGCUUGUGGGACUGCGCAGGAGCCAUUUACAUGGACCAAUUUCUCGCAGCAGUUCAGUGCAUGGCUGCUUCCAUACCUCGCACUGAUAUCCCAGCUGCCAUUCGGUGCGAAGCACAGACUUGACAAUCUUAUGUCUGUGUUCCUAACCGUUGGCUCACCCGCCCUUGCUGGCUACUCCCUCGUACUGACAGUCCUUAAUGCACGAUGGGUCACUCGUCGCUUUGAGGCCGUUUCUUAUCCAAAUAAGGGCUAUGCAGUUCGUAUACUCAAUGGUCUUCAGCAUGCACCAUUGCGUAUAGCCUCCGAGGAUUCACUGCUCUCAUCUCUCGUACUCUUACCACAUAACGACGACUGGUGGUGCGAACUUGCUGACUACCUCGACUACACGCAUACUUGGUCUAUUUCAGCAGCGACGUCCAUCGUUUGGGUCAUCGUCGCUUUCAUCUUCACCGUUGUAGACUCCCUCGGAAACGUCUCAGAUAAUAUAAACUCAAAUGGCCAAGCAGUAGGAUCAAUCUGGUUGUGGCUUUUGCCAAUCGUUAUUGGAUGGUUGCAGCUUUCUCCCAAAUGCGAUUCGGCACGCCUGCGCAUCGCUAUCACCCGCGCCAAUGCGAUCGCAUUCGUAGCCAGUGAUCAUGGUGUAGUGAAAGCGUCUGCUAUAUCUAACAGGCGUGCUGUGUCGAUCGACGCUUUGAGCGAGGGAUCGCUCUCUUCUGCUGAUGAAGACCGAAGCCCACCUAUUUAUAAUUACGCUCGGUCGCUGCAUUGGUCCCACUCAGCAGAGGAGGUGUUGACAGCUUUUCACAUGGCAUCGAAGAAUGCGAGUGCCCACAGGCCAGUAGAUCCAGGAGUGCUGUGGCAGGAGGGCGACAAAGGUAAUGAUAUUCACCCUGAUAAUCGGGUGGGCUCCCCAGAGGCAGUGGACGCAUACUGCCAACUUCCCCAGUACACAAUUCGAAGUAGGUGGGCAGCUGGAGUUUUCUCUAGGAUGGCCAUCGCGUCUUUAAUUUCACUCGUGAUGCAAUGGGGCACUACAGGCGCAGCGAUAAUAGUGGUGUGGUUUACUCCUACUAUUGGCUUGGGAUGCCGGUCUGGGUCAUUUGUCCUUUACGGGGUGUUAUCGACACUCGUGUGGAUAAUGCUCGUUACCUCCAGUAUUCUCGUCCAUUAUUCGUCAUACAGCCAACAGUCUCUCUCAGCUCGUCUUGCCGCUCUAGGUGCCAAGCAGCUGAACUGGAUGGGGAAAUUCGUCGCCAUCUUUAAUUCGGUAUGGAUCGUCGCCAUAUGCGUGUUCCAGUUCAGCAAUGUCUUCGACACUUGUUAUUGUAACUCCAGUGUCCUCGGACUCGGAAAGAACGCGUUUGAUGUCAUCACUUUAUCCGCCCAAGAGCUCGGUAUCAUACGAGGAUCCUGGAUUGGCGGUUUGGUCAUGGCGUCAGUAUGUUCUAUUGGAUUCAUAAGCCUGAUGAACUUGCUAGUCGACCCUUCAAACUAAACGAAUGUUCGACAUGAUGCAUUAUCAUCAUAUACCCCUCUGCGUAUUUAUUCAAAUUAUUAACGACUUACAUUUAUCUUUAUCAGCACAUAAUCGUGCUAUUGUGACACUUAUACCACAUUACUGCUAUAUCUUGAAGACAGACAUACCUCACUUACACUUAUCAUUCUCAUAUAAUUCCUCACUGUACCAACGCAAUUAUGUACCCAAUUAGUGCAUUUCUUUUGCGUCUUGAUGAUCAGGAUGCGAGCCGUACUAGGUUGUACUCACAGAUCAUACGCGCACGAUGCCAGUG
Messenger RNA from Serpula lacrymans var. lacrymans S7.9, 1984 nucleotides. RefSeq lists its product as uncharacterized. The record is from RefSeq and is a predicted model, not a curated record. The transcript has 3 exons. Bases 1 to 1689 code for a protein of 562 amino acids. Lineage: Eukaryota; Fungi; Basidiomycota; Agaricomycetes; Boletales; Serpulaceae.